GGCUGUUGUAUAUUAUGUUUGUGCACUCUGCAUUCAGCGCUUAGCACUUAGCGGCGCUGAGAGGGAAGAACUUGUGAGCCGCGGAGUGAGAGAGAGAGAGAGAGAAAAAGAUCAGAACUUUGAUGGGACGAACUCCCAUCUCACGGUCUCACAGUCUGACAAUCUCACAGUCACAGACAGUCGCUUUCUAUCGCUCUCUCUGAACAGUCGCGUUUCUGCAUUGGAGUUGGAGGAAUAUUAUGUGAAGUGUGCGCUUUUGGCUUAAAAUUCUGGAGUACAAUGUUCGAGUCAAAGUGUGGAUUUUAAAACGUUUUCAAGACAACAAUGAGCCAUGAACUCGCUGUAUGACACAAGAGACCAGCAUAAAUCGUACGUUCAUCAGACAUCCGAGUCACAUAACGCCUUCAUCGCUUGGAAAAUAAGGAAAAAGAGGAAACCUGUUGUUGAUCAACUCCCGUGUAUGGAAACACACGCGGGGCAUUUCUGACCAAAAAGAAAUAAUAUUUCUGAAUUUAUCCAAGGAAAAGAUACUGCCUAUUUUGAGUGAAAGAUUUUGUACUUUGUAGACAUAAUUGACGAUUUAUUUUGUGCAAAAUGGCGCUACACUUUGAAAGGAUUACUUUUUACGUUCGGACAAGUGAAUGUAUUAUUUUGCCAAGGUGAAUUUGUGCAAUUUUUUCCCUGGACAGAAAGAUACGCUGUUUUGAGAUUGUGUGCUGAGCAUAUGCUGAGCUGCACACAUCCCAUAUUUCCAAAGAGGGCCUACAAGUGGUUAAGAUUCGUGUUUAUCUUUUAAUAUCUGUUUGCGAAAGUAGCUAAAAUUUAAAGACAUCGAACUUUUAUUUGUGUGGAUAGCAUUAAAUGCUAAGAAAUUUGCAUCGUCCUCCCUUUGUGCGGUGAUGCUUGACUGCUCUAUUCAGGUAUGGAAAAGAUCGCAACUGUUUUAGUCCUAGUUGCUAUAGCAACAUCUGUGAUACAACAAAUCAGCGGCCAGGGAUGGACGUACCAGCCAAUCGGAGAAGGAUGGCAAGCAGACGCCUCCGUGACUCAAAAGGAGGAAGACAUUCGGGAUUUUAGAUUCAUCAGCUAUGAAUAGAUUCCCUGUUCCGUCUGGACCUGAAGGAUCUGUCUCUGUUGGAGCAGGCAGACUGGAAGUCUGACGACCGCACGCACAACAUCUGCAUCAAGAAGGGGCAGACUGCUGAGUCAUGUCACAACUUCGUGCGCGUCCUGUUGAUGGUGGACAAGGAGGAGAAAGUGUUUGCCUGCGGCACGAACUCCUUCAACCCACAGUGCACCUGGAGAAAUGUAAGCCACCUUUCAUCCUCCGAGAAGACAGAGGACGGCCGAGGCAUCUGCCCGUACAGCCCCAACUAUAACGCCACGGCCCUCAUCACGUCCCGCGGAGACCUGUACGCUGCCACGGUCGUGGACUACUCGGCCCGAGACCCCGCCAUCUCACGACAGCUGGGCAACUCACCCAGGCUCAGGACCAUGAAGCAGCACACCAACUGGCUCAAUGAACGACAAGGGCGGCGAGUUCUCCCUGAAACACAUCUGGACAUCCUACCACAAGGCUAGGCUCAACUGCUCUCUGCCCGGAAACUACCCCUUCUACUUUGACGAGCUACAGAGCACAUUCUACUCGCCUGAUGAGAACCUGGUCUACGCUGUCUUCUCCACACCGCCGAACAGCAUCCCGGGCUCUGCAGUGUGCGUGUACAACAUGUCCGCCUUCCAGGCCGCCUUUGACGGGCCCUUCAAACACCAGGAGGAUCCCUCGGCUGCCUGGCUACCCAAUGAGAACAAACUGACUCAUUCCAAGUGUUCUCUAGAAAGUUCCAGCAGCAAACGUUCCAGCGAGCAGUCCUCAGACUUGUGGUGGAUGAACGCCAAGCGGUACCAGUUGAUGGACAAAGCUGUCGCAUCCAGGGAGACUGGGCCUCUUAUCAUGAGGGAGAAUGAGAGAUGGACUCACAUAGUGGUGGAUCACGUGCUGACCAAGGCGAAUCUGUACGAUGUGCUAUUUUUAGCCACAGAGGACGGCAAGGUGCGGAAGAUGUUGAGACUGCCAGGGACAAACAAGACUUGUCUCAUAGAGGAGAUCAAGAUUGUGCAGAACGGCAAGCCUAGGCCCGUGAAGAGCAUGAAGAUCUCGCCCUACCAGGGUGCCAUCUACAUUUCCACGGAUGGCGACAUUCUCAAGAUUCCUGUAGAAAGAUGUCACCGCUUUACCACCAGCACGAUGUGUAUGAACGCCCAGGACCCGUACUGUGGCUGGGACUCGCGGAGACAGAGGUGUACGGCAGCGCCUGGAGGAAAUCCACACGCCGCAGAGUGGGAGCAGGAUUUUAGACAGUGUCCGGUGCUAGACUAUCCUGUUCACGGCGGUUGGUCCGAGUGGUCCGACUGGGAUGUGUGUCGUCAAGUCGGCCUUGACCGCAUGGUGGACCAGUGCCUGUGUAGGUCAAGGUCGUGUGACUCGCCCAGGCCUGCCAACAACGGCAUGGGGUGUCUGGGGCCCAGUAUGGAGGUCAGCAACUGCACAGUUCACGGUAACUGGACAGAGUGGUCAGCAUGGUCAGCGUGCUCCCAGACAUGUGGUUUCGCCACACGCAUGCGCUCUCGUCAGUGCGGCAGCCCGCCUCCAAAGUUCGGAGGUCGGCAGUGCCAAGGACAGGCAACUGAGGAGGAGUACUGUCGUGACAACCCGGAGUGUCCAUGUGAGUACAGAAGGGUGAUGGUAGAUUGUUUGUGUGUGUGAGAGAGAGGGAGUAAUAGAGAAGAGAGAGAGAGAGAAAAUGGGAAAGAGAGUAAGAGUGAGUUAGAGAGUGAGU
Aplysia californica (California sea hare) is the source of this 2837-nucleotide messenger RNA. Its product is annotated as semaphorin-5A. The record is from RefSeq and is a predicted model, not a curated record. Gene Ontology annotation, biological process: semaphorin-plexin signaling pathway; neural crest cell migration; negative regulation of axon extension involved in axon guidance. Gene Ontology annotation, molecular function: chemorepellent activity; semaphorin receptor binding. NCBI's taxonomy places the organism in Eukaryota, Metazoa, Mollusca, Gastropoda, Aplysiida, Aplysiidae.